Chlorella variabilis is the source of this 2526-nucleotide messenger RNA. RefSeq lists its product as hypothetical. Lineage: Eukaryota; Viridiplantae; Chlorophyta; Trebouxiophyceae; Chlorellales; Chlorellaceae. The record is from RefSeq and is a predicted model, not a curated record. Gene Ontology annotation, molecular function: ATP hydrolysis activity; ATP binding; polyubiquitin modification-dependent protein binding. Gene Ontology annotation, biological process: mitotic spindle disassembly; autophagosome maturation; retrograde protein transport, ER to cytosol. The transcript has 18 exons. The coding region runs from base 1 to 2526 and encodes 841 amino acids. Gene Ontology annotation, cellular component: nucleus; cytosol; VCP-NPL4-UFD1 AAA ATPase complex.
AUGAGCGACCCUGCCGAAGCUCCAUCGGGGAGCCAGCAGCCCGCUGGAGCAGACCACAAGAAGGACUUCUCCACGGCCAUCCUGGAGCGCAAGAAGUCGCCCAACCGGCUGGUGGUGGAUGAUGCGGUGAACCAGGAUGACAACUCAGUGGUGACCCUCAAUCCCAAGACUAUGGAGACGCUGGAGCUGUUCAGGGGUGACACCGUGCUCCUCAAGGGCAAGAAGCGCAAGGACACAGUGUGCAUUGUGCUGGCCGAUGACACGGUGGAGGAGGCUAAGAUCCGCAUGAACAAGGUGGUGCGCAAGAACCUGCGGGUGCGGCUGGGUGACAUUGUGAGCGUGCACCAGUGCCCUGACGUCAAGUACGGCAAGCGCAUCCACGUGCUGCCGUUUGAGGACACCAUUGAGGGCAUCAGCGGCAACCUCUUCGACGCCUUCCUCAAGCCCUACUUCCAGGAGGCCUACCGCCCAGUGCGCAAGGGCGACACCUUCCUGGUGCGCGGCGGCAUGCGCACCGUGGAGUUCAAGGUGGUGGAGACCGACCCCGCUGAGUAUUGCAUCGUGGCCCCCGACACCGAGAUCUACUGCGAGGGCGAGCCCAUCCGGCGCGAGGAUGAGGAGCGGCUGGACGAGGUGGGCUAUGACGAUGUGGGCGGCGUGCGCAAGCAGAUGGCCCAGAUUCGGGAGCUGGUGGAGCUGCCGCUGCGCCACCCUCAGCUGUUCAAAACCAUCGGCGUCAAGCCGCCCAAAGGCAUCCUGCUGUACGGGCCCCCCGGCUCCGGCAAGACCCUGAUUGCCAGGGCGGUGGCCAACGAGACAGGCGCUUUCUUCUUCCUCAUCAAUGGCCCAGAAAUCAUGUCCAAGCUGGCGGGAGAGAGCGAGUCCAACCUGCGCAAGGCUUUUGAGGAGGCUGAGAAGAAUGCCCCCGCCAUCAUCUUCAUUGAUGAGAUUGACUCCAUCGCGCCCAAGCGCGAGAAGACGCAGGCAAGUGAAGAGGCGUGGGGACAGGGUUGCGGAGAUGGGCUGGAGCGGGCCAAAGGCGAGGUGGAGCGGCGCAUCGUGUCGCAGCUGCUGACGCUGAUGGACGGCCUCAAGUCACGCAGCCACGUGAUUGUGAUGGGUGCCACCAACCGCCCCAACUCUAUCGACCCAGCACUGCGCCGCUUUGGCCGCUUCGACCGCGAGAUUGACAUUGGCGUGCCCGACGAGAUUGGGCGCCUGGAGGUGCUGCGCAUCCACACCCGCAACAUGAAGCUGGAUGAGGAUGUAGAUCUGGAGGCCAUCUCGCGAGACACGCACGGCUAUGUGGGCGCAGACCUGGCCGCGCUGUGCACUGAGGCGGCGCUGCAGUGCAUCCGUGAAAAGAUGGACGUGAUUGACCUGGAGGAUGAGAGCAUCGAUGCAGAGGUGCUCAACUCCAUGGCCGUCACCAUGGACCACUUCAAGACUGCGCUGGGCCUGUCCAACCCCUCUGCGCUACGCGAGACUGUGGUGGAGGUGCCCAACAUCACGUGGGACGACAUUGGCGGCCUGGAGGGCGUCAAGCGCGAGCUGCAGGAGACGGUGCAGAACCCGGUGGAGCACCCCGAGAAGUUUGAGAAGUAUGGCAUGGCGCCCUCCAAGGGGGUGCUCUUCUACGGCCCGCCAGGCUGCGGCAAGACGCUGCUGGCCAAGGCCAUUGCCAACGAGUGCCAGGCCAACUUCAUCAGCGUCAAGGGCCCCGAGCUGCUGACCAUGUGGUUUGGCGAGUCGGAGGCAAAUGUGCGGGAGAUCUUCGACAAGGCCCGCCAGUCCGCCCCUUGCGUGCUGUUCUUCGACGAGCUGGAUUCCAUCGCCGUGCAGCGCGGCUCCUCCAGCGGCGACGCGGGCGGCGCCGCCGACCGCGUGCUCAACCAGCUGCUGACGGAGAUGGAUGGCAUGAACGCCAAGAAGACGGUGUUCAUCAUCGGCGCCACCAACAGGCCCGACAUCAUCGACCCAGCCCUCAUGCGGCCCGGCCGCCUGGACCAGCUCAUCUACAUCCCGCUGCCAGACGACGGCAGCCGCCGGUCCAUCUUCAAGAGCGCGCUGCGCAAGUCGCCGGUGGCGCCCGACGUCGACCUGGACCUGCUGUCCAAGGUGACCCAGGGCUUCUCCGGCGCCGACAUCACCGAGAUCUGCCAGCGCGCCGUCAAGUACGCCAUCCGCGAGUCGAUCGAGAAGGACAUUGAGCGCAACCGGCGCAAGCAGGAGAAUGAGGACCUGAUGGACGAGGAUGACACAGAUCCGGUGCCCUGCAUCACCAAGGCGCACUUUGAGGAGAGCAUGAAGUUUGCGCGCCGCUCUGUCAGUGAUGCUGACAUCCGCAAGUACCAGGCCUUUGCGCAGACGCUGCAGCAGUCCCGCGGCUUUGGCAGCGACUUCCGCUUCCCCGAUGCGGGCGGUGCCGCGGCCGCCGCCCCUGGCGCUGCUGCCGCACCCGCCGCGGCAGCCGGCACGUUCGCUUCUGCAGGGGCAGCGGAUGAGGAGGACGAUUUGUACUCUUGA